UCCAUCCAAGAGGAAAGAUGAAGUUUGUAACACCAUAUAUCCUAGCAGUCUUCUUGCAAAGUGACCUUUUAGUUUAUGGCUCUACUCUGUUUGAUAGGUCAGAUGUUCUGGAACUACCAAUCGCUGGAAAUUUGGAAUCACGUGAACAACUACCUGAAUCAACGCUUGUUUAUAAUGUCACUGGAAAGGUAGAUGAGAAGGGCAUGUGCAGUUGUUCUGUGCACAUGCCUGAUAAUACUUUUCCUGUUGUAAGAAUGGAAAAUCUUGAAAUCACUGCCAACGCGCUUUCAGUGAAGGUGGAAAGAGAGAUUUCAAAGAUUAUUGAUUAUAGAAAAUCAAUAGAAUUCUAUGAACAAAGAAUUAGAAACCUAACCACCAAGGUUGAAAAAAUGGAGAAAACUAGUAUUUCAUACACAGAAUUGGACUUUGAGUUACUAAAAAUGGAAAUCAUUGAAAUGGAAAGACUGGUGUCUCAGCUGAAAACAUCUGUAGCUGAUGGAAAUGUCAUUGUGGAUCAGUUAUAUGCAGAGAUUAGGAAUAUGACUGUGAUGGUACAUCAGCUAGAAAAGCUAGAUAAGAACAAUGUUCUUGCAAUCCGCCGAGAAAUUGUUGCUCUAAAGAAUCGUUUGAAGGAAUGUCAAGAGCACAGCGGUAGAGAGAAUGCAUAUAUCCCUGAUGGUAUCUGUGGUCAUGGAGGCCUUGUGAAUAUCAGCAAGCCUUUUGUGACACAGCUCAACUGGAGAGGGUUUUCCUUUAAAUAUGGAGCCUGGGGAAGAGAUUUUUCUGUUCAUAGCAAAGACAAAUCUGUCUACUGGGCUGCUCCACUGAAUACUGAUGCAAGAUACCUGGAGUAUUAUCGAUUGUACAACAGUUACGAUGAUUUACUUCUGUACAGACAUUUCAGAGAAAACAGAGUAGAGUAUGGUCAAGGCAGUGGUCAUGUGGUUUAUGAUGGUUUCCUUUUUUAUAACUGUCAUGCUUCAGGAGAUAUGUGCAAACAUGAUAUAAAUGGAAACAAACUGGUUCUUAGGAGAAACCUCCCAGGUGCUUCGUUUAACAAUCGUUUCUCUUAUGCUGGUAUACCUUGGCAGGAUAUUGAUUUUGUUGUGGAUGAGAAUGGUUUGUGGGUCAUUUAUUCCACCGAGGCCAGUACAGGUAACAUUGUAAUCAGCAAGCUCAAUGACACAACACUUACAGUGGAAAAUACAUGGCAAACGAGGCAGUAUAAACCUGCGGUGUCCAACGCAUUCAUUAUCUGCGGAGUUCUAUAUGGUGUCCGGCCUGUGAACACUAGGAAAGAAGAAAUAUUUUAUGCAUUUGAUACAAAAACUGGUCAGGAGAUCACACUCAGUAUAAUGAUUGAUAAGGUUUUAGAAACCAUUCAAAGUAUCAACUAUAGCCCUUAUGACCACAAGCUAAUGGUAUAUAAUGAUGGUUAUAUGAUCUCCUAUGAUUUACAAUUUAAGUCACUGGCAAGCUAAGUGUUAACAGACCAUGAUAAUGGGCGUAACGUUCACCCAAUAUCUCAUGUAUGCAUUAGGCGACUAUAUAACCUAAAUGUUAAACAAAAACGUGAUUCUCUUCCUGAUCACACCUGUGGAAAGUGUUUUAAUGCAUAUGUAGAGGAUUCACAAAUGCAGACAAUACACUGGGUGGAUAUGUCAAUGAUUUCAUCCAUGCAGAGUCCUA
Molecule: messenger RNA, 1689 nt
Organism: Spea bombifrons (plains spadefoot toad)
Lineage: Eukaryota; Metazoa; Chordata; Amphibia; Anura; Pelobatidae
Gene: OLFM4
Product: olfactomedin 4
Exons: 6
Coding region: 18-1481 (487 amino acids)
Biological process (GO): signal transduction
Source: RefSeq, a predicted model, not a curated record